AUGUCAAUGCCCUUAUUUAUGACCAAAAGAGACGAUACUCAAGGUAUCCUUGAUAUAGGGAAGCAUUGUUUUAAAUGUCAAAGAUUGGAUUUCUUGCCAUUUCCUUGCGAAUUCUGUAAUCAUGUAUAUUGUUCUGAUCACAGAACUUUGGAACUUCACAGUUGUCCAGGAAAGAGACCCCAAAGACAAGCUGGUGAUCUUAUUGACUACGUCAAUAGUAAGGAUUCGAAAGAACCUGUCGCUUCACUUUUCCCGGAUAGGAAAAAUGAUAUGAAAAAAGUGGAUGAUUCGUUGAAUAAACCACCCAAGCCUACCACAAUCUUGGAAGCUACCCUGUUUAGAGUUGGAGAUGCUGCAAAGGGUAAGACCACUGCAUUUUCGAAGUUCACGAAAUUUCUUCAAAAGAGGAAAUCGCUGUUUGUUUCCAAGACAGCCACUAGCGCUACAUCUACAGCCACUUCGCGCAAGGUGGUGGACCUUGCGACUUUAAGAAAGACUGCACGGGGAGAUUCCAAGAUUCAAGUUGCAGAUAAAAUAUAUGUGUGGGUGAAGACGAUAGACGGAAAGGAAGGCAAAGCGGAAGCUAUAUUUAUAAAUAAAAACUGGCCCGCAGGAAGAGCAUUAGACAAUAUUGCCGAGUUAUUGAGGAUACGGAAUUAUAAUAACUCUACCAACGAUUCUGAUGAAAGGUUGAAUAUGUUUUUGGCGGGCCAACUGGGAGAUCCAAUUUUGGUGGGAACCAGUGAGAGAUGUAGCAGAUUCAAGAAUGGGGAUGAGAUAUUUUUGGUGAGAGGUAGCAUCAGUAGGUAG
Molecule: messenger RNA, 810 nt
Organism: Dujonia railenensis
Lineage: Eukaryota; Fungi; Ascomycota; Pichiomycetes; Serinales; Debaryomycetaceae
Source: the annotation of a GenBank genome assembly